Aspergillus steynii IBT 23096 is the source of this 2373-nucleotide messenger RNA. RefSeq lists its product as uncharacterized. The record is from RefSeq and is a predicted model, not a curated record. Bases 1 to 2373 code for a protein of 790 amino acids. NCBI's taxonomy places the organism in Eukaryota, Fungi, Ascomycota, Eurotiomycetes, Eurotiales, Aspergillaceae. Gene Ontology annotation, molecular function: alpha-L-arabinofuranosidase activity; xylan 1,4-beta-xylosidase activity. Gene Ontology annotation, cellular component: plant-type cell wall. Gene Ontology annotation, biological process: arabinan catabolic process; xylan catabolic process. The transcript has a single exon.
AUGUCUUUUACAUCGGCCCUUGCCUUACUGGCGGCCCUCGCACCGGGCGUUUCAGCUCAGUCUAAUACCACCUAUGUUGACUACAAUACCGACCCAGAGCCUGGUCUUUACGACUUCACCCAGAAUGUUGUGGACUGGGCAUUCCCAGACUGUGCGGGUGGUCCUUUGAAGGACACAAUUAUCUGCGAUAUUUCAGCCAGACCGCAUGACCGAGCUGCCGCCCUGGUUUCUAUGUUUACCUUCGAAGAACUCGUGAACAGCAGCGGAAACCUCAUUCCUGCAAUUCCACGUCUUGGACUUCCACCAUACCAGGCCUGGACUGAGUCCCUCCACGGCAUUGACCGGGCGAACUGGACGGAAUCUGGAGACUUCAGCUGGACAACGGCCUUUCCAUCACCUAUCUUAUUGAUGGCCUCGUUGAACCGCACCCUUAUCAACCAAAUCGGUAGCAUUAGUUCUACCCAAGCAAGAGCAUUGAACAACUUCGGUCGAUACAGUUUGAAUGUUUACUCGCCUAAUAUCAACCCAUUCCGACAUUCAGUGUGGGGUCGUGGACAAGAAACUCCAAGCGAGGAUGCGAAUAUCCUUGGUUCGACUUAUGCUUUUGAAUACAUCACCGGUAUUCAAGGUGGCGUGGACCCUUCUCCUCUGAAAAUCAUUGCCAACGCAAAGCAUUUUGUCGGGUAUGAUAUCGAGAAUUGGAACAAUCACUCCAGGCUGGGCAACGAUAUGAUCAUAUCUCAGCAGGAUCUGUCCGAAUAUUACUCGCCUUCGUUCAAGACGGCUGUAAGGGAUGCUAGGGUCCACAGUGUCAUGUCGUCGUACAAUGCCGUGAAUGGUGUACCUUCAUCAGCAAAUACUUUCUUAUUACAGACACUUGUGCGUGACACCUGGAACCUUGUUGAAGAUGGCUUUAUCUCUUCCGACUGCGACGCGGUAUAUAAUGUCUUCAAUCCUCAUGGAUAUGCAUCAACCGGCGAACUGGCUGCUUCAAAGAGUUUGCUAGCAGGUACAGAUAUCGAUUGUGGUAUAACAUACCAAUGGUACUUGAACAGUUCUUUUACGAAAGAUGAAAUUUCUCGCAGUGAGAUUGAACGUGGUGUGAUUCGCUUUUACUCGAACCUUGCGAGUGCGGGUUACUUUGAUGGGGAAGAUAGUAAAUAUCGCGAUCUGGAUUGGUCUGAUAUUGUUGCUACCGAUGCUCUGAAUGUCUCCUAUCAGGCUGCUGUGGAGAGCAUUGUUCUUCUGAAGAACGACGGGAUUCUGCCACUGUCUAGAAACACUAGCAGCGUUGCGUUGAUUGGACCUUGGGCAAAUGCGACUACCCAGAUGAAAGGCAACUAUCUUCCCCUAGGAAACGCACCAUAUCUGACCAGUCCUCUUGCUGCGUUCCAAGACUCGAGUCUUCAUGUCAACUACGCCUUUGGAACCAACAUUACUUCAGAGUCAACCGACGGUUUUGAAGCGGCUAUUUUAGCCGCUAAAAAGUCCGAUGUGAUUGUGUUUGCCGGCGGAAUUGAUAAUACAGUUGAAUCGGAAGCCCAAGAUCGACAGGAGAUUAGCUGGCCUGGCAAUCAACUGGGUCUUGUCAAGAAACUGAGUCAAUUGGGAAAGCCUCUUAUCGUUCUUCAAAUGGGUGGUGGUCAGGUCGACUCCUCAGCACUCAAAGCAAGUAAGGAUGUCAACGCAAUCCUCUGGGGUGGAUAUCCUGGGCAAUCAGGUGGCCUUGCAAUCUUUGACAUUCUGACUGGCAAGCGUGCCCCUGCGGGCAGACUUACUGCCACUCAGUAUCCUGCAAAGUACGCCCACCAGUUCCCUGCGACAGAUAUGGGUCUACGUCCAAAUGGAACCAACCCCGGCCAGACGUAUAUGUGGUAUACCGGCAAGCCUGUCUUUGAAUUCGGUCACGGUCUUUUCUACACCACCUUCAAUGCCUCGUCCAAGCAAUUCAACGAAACUUACAACAUUCGCGAGCUGCUUACCCGGCCUCAUGUGGGAUACAAUACCGUGGAACAAAGGCCAUUUUUUAACUACACAGUGAGCGUCAAGAACACUGGUGCCGUCGAGUCGGAUUAUACAGCGAUGGCCUUUGUCAACUCUACAGCUGGACCAAGCCCACAUCCCAACAAGUGGCUGGUUGGUUUUGAUCGUCUUGGUGGGCUCAAACCGCAAUCCUCUCAUGUUCUGAACAUCCCAAUCUCAUUGGAUAACAUCGCUCGGACGGAUAUUGAUGGAAAUCGAAACAUCUAUCCCGGCAAGUAUGAGCUUGUCUUGAACAAUGAGCGUUCCGCGAUUGUCAGAUUUACUUUGACUGGCAGUGUUACGACCCUUGCUACCUGGCCAAAGGAAGCGCAGCUUAUCCCACCUUCAUAG